AUGGCUCAAUCAUUCUUGAAACGAUGCUUUGGCCUCGGCGCCUCUGCCGCUCCCGCUGCCACAACAUGCUCUGCUACCCCAGAGAAGAGCGCCGUUCGUGCUCUUCCCGCUUCAUGGUACACCUCAGUUGAGAUGUACGAGCUCGAGAAGCGUGCCAUCUUCUCCAAGAAGUGGCUCCUCACCACACACCAGGCCAGACUCCAGAAGGCCGGUGACUGGCUCAAGUAUGAGAUCGCCAACUUCGAGCUUGUCAUUGCCAAGGAUAAGAACAACAACAUCAACGCCUUCCACAACAUCACCCGCUUUGGUGCUUUCCCCAUUGUCGCUCCUGAGCAGGGUGACAACGGUGAUGCCAGCACCGGCUUUGACCAGACCCAGAACGGUCUUCUUCCCAUCCACGUCAAGAUUGAUGCCCGUGGCUUCAUCUGGAUCAACAUGGACGGUGCCAAGGUCCCUGAGGUCGCCUGGGAGGAUGACUUUGACAACCUCGACACCCACGAGCGCUUCUCUCACUACAACUUUAACGACUACAACUUCGAUCACGUCUGGGAGAUGGAGGGUGACUACAACUGGAAGAUCCUCGCCGACAACUACAACGAGUGCUACCACUGCAAGGUCGCUCACCCUGAUAUCCCCACCAUUGCCGACCUCAACUCCUACUGGGUCGAGACACAGAAGUCUUACAUCCAGCACUUUGGUGCUCAGCGACAGGAUCAGAUUGACCGUGGAUUCCGCAUUGCUGUCACUUACUACCUUCCCAAUGCCUCCACCAACAUCUCUCCUCACUUCUUCAUGAUCCAGCGCUUCGUCCCCCACAGCCCUACCCGCUCCACCAUGCGCUACGAGUUCUUCCGCAACAAGCACUCCAGCGACGAUGACUUCAACCUCAUCACCGAGCUCUACAAGCGCGUCAUGUCCGAGGACAAGUACCUCUGCGCCAAUGCCCAGAAGAACGUCAACGCCGGUGUCUUCAUCAACGGCGAGAUGCAUCCCGAGAUGGAGCAGGGUCCUCUCUUCUUCCAGCAGAGCAUCCGCGAGCAGCUCCAGAACCACCACAAGAAGGAGCAGGCUAUCGGCAAGGAGAUCUGGCCCGCGCAGCAGGCCGCUCCCGAGACAACCAUCAACACAAAGGCCAACGGCGGUGUCAAUUACUCGUCUGGCACCGACUACAGGCCCGCACAGAAGGCAAUUGUUGUUUAA
Messenger RNA from Fusarium sp. VM40, 1200 nucleotides. The record is from the annotation of a GenBank genome assembly. NCBI's taxonomy places the organism in Eukaryota, Fungi, Ascomycota, Sordariomycetes, Hypocreales, Nectriaceae.